Messenger RNA from Baudoinia panamericana UAMH 10762, 885 nucleotides. RefSeq lists its product as uncharacterized. The transcript is spliced from 2 exons. Gene Ontology annotation, cellular component: nucleus. Gene Ontology annotation, biological process: mitotic DNA replication termination; site-specific DNA replication termination at RTS1 barrier. Bases 1 to 885 code for a protein of 294 amino acids. Lineage: Eukaryota; Fungi; Ascomycota; Dothideomycetes; Mycosphaerellales; Teratosphaeriaceae. The record is from RefSeq and is a predicted model, not a curated record.
AUGGGUAACGAUGGUGGCAGCAUACCAAAGCGCCGCGAGCUGGUGAAAGAAGCAGCGCGGAACCCGACGGCCACCGAACUCAGGGAAUCGCAACACGAGCAACAAGAAUAUUGCUGGACCACGGACCCGAUAUCACAGAAGCCGCUCGCGCAACCUAUCGUAUCUGACUCAGCUGGUAAGCUGUACAACAAAGAUACUAUUCUCGAAUAUCUGGUUGAAGGUGCUCGGAAGGAUGAAGCGGAGAAUGCCACUCAAGGUUCGAUCAAAAGCCUCAAGGACGUUGUCGAAGUUAAAUUUACCGUCAACGCCGAUGCCACAACCAAGAUAGCCAGAGAGGCCUGGGUCUGCCCGGUCACUGGCGACAAGCUCGGUCCCGGUUCGAAGGCAGUGUAUCUUGUGCCUUGUGGGCACGCCUUCUCCGCGACUGCAAUCAAGGAAGUAUCAGGUGAACGGUGCCUUACCUGUGAGACCGAGUACGCGUCGAACGAUAUCAUCCCUAUAUUGCCCGCAGUAGCUACGGACAUUGCUCGGCUAUCUUUACGGGUGAAGACGUUGCAGGAGAAAGGUCUCACCCACUCGCUCAAGAAGGCUUCCGGAGGUGGUAAGAAGCGCAAGAAGAAGGACGAGCUCAGCCAGACUACGCAUUACGCUGCAACGCCGGUCAGAGAUGCGCCAGCCGCUACUGAAAAUGCCGGAAUCAAGAACAUUGCCACAGCCUCGCUCACUGCAAAGGUGUUGGAGGAACAGGAAAGGAUCAAGAAGCGCAGGCUCGAAAGCGGGACGGUUCGCAGCCUCUUCUCUUCACGCAAUCAAAACGAGCAACAUGCCAACAAGACGGACUUUAUGACGAGAGGGUAUAGUGUGCCCUCUACAGCGAAGCGAUGA